Messenger RNA from Chaetura pelagica (chimney swift), 1107 nucleotides. RefSeq names its product melanin-concentrating hormone receptor 1-like. Gene Ontology annotation, cellular component: neuron projection; membrane. The record is from RefSeq and is a predicted model, not a curated record. The coding region runs from base 1 to 1107 and encodes 368 amino acids. The transcript is spliced from 2 exons. Gene Ontology annotation, biological process: neuropeptide signaling pathway. Gene Ontology annotation, molecular function: melanin-concentrating hormone receptor activity; neuropeptide binding. NCBI's taxonomy places the organism in Eukaryota, Metazoa, Chordata, Aves, Apodiformes, Apodidae.
AUGGCUCCCGCCAACUCCUCCCGCAACUUCUCCGCACCCGAGGCUCGGAACGGCUCAGUAGCAGAGAAGCCAGCACCAUACACCAAUGUGAUCAUGCCCAGUCUCUUCAGCAUCAUCUGUUUCCUGGGCAUUGUGGGGAACCUCAUUGUCAUCUACACUAUUGUCAAGAAGAAGAAGCUGAGAUGCAAACAGACUGUGCCUGACAUUUUUAUCUUCAACCUCUCCAUUGUGGAUCUCCUCUUCCUCUUGGGCAUGCCUUUCCUCAUCCACCAGCUCCUAGGCAAUGGCUCCUGGUACUUUGGAGCUCCCUUAUGCACCAUAAUCACUGCCCUGGACACCAACAGUCAGAUCACCAGCACCAACAUCCUUACGGUGAUGACACUGGACCGUUACCUGGCUACAGUCUAUCCUCUAAAAUCUACCUACGUCAGGACCCCAUGUGUUGCAGCUCUAGUAAUCUGCUUGGUGUGGCUCCUCUCCUUCCUGACCAUCAUUCCCGUGUGGAUGUACGCAGGUCUCAUGCCUCUGGAGGAUGGGACAGUCCGUUGUGCCCUCUUGCUUCCCAACCCAGAGACUGAUAUCUACUGGUUCACACUCUAUCAGUUCAUGCUGGCAUUUGCUGUGCCACUGAUUGUGAUCUGUGUGGUCUAUUUUAAGAUCCUCCAGCACAUGGCCACCACUGUGGUCCCAUUGCCCCAGAGGAGCCUCCGCCUACGUACCAAGAAAGUCACCCACAUGGCAGUUGCUAUCUGCUCUGCCUUUUUUAUUUGUUGGGCUCCCUUCUACAUCCUCCAGCUGGUCCACCUUGGCAUUGACACACCAUCCAUGGCCUUCUUUUAUGCCUACAAUUUUGCCAUUAGCUUGGGCUAUGCCAACAGUUGCCUCAACCCCUUCCUCUACAUUGUCCUCAGCGAGAACUUCAAGCGCCAGUUCUUAGUGGCCAUUCACCCUGCAAAAGAGCCAUGUUGCACCAGCAGCUCUGCCAACAACAACAGCAUGACAGAGGCUAGUGCGUGUCUGAAACUGGCACCAGAAUCCACCCAGCAGACUCAGUUUCUGGAGGAAUUUUCCUCACGUUCACUGCCUGUGACUGUGGCUGUUCACUAG